AAGCACCUUCGCCUUUCCUCCCGCCAACCUCAACACCAGCACCGCCGCCGCCGCGGGCCACCGUCUUUCCAUCGACAUCAACCACCAAUCGCCGGAUUCCAGAUUUUCAAGUCCUUCAUUGUGUGAAUUGAAUUCAAAUUGUGUUUCAAAGGGAGUGAAUGAAUUCCAGUUCUUAAAGGGAAUUCAUUUCCCGACCUUUCCAAACACCUUUCUGGAAUGAGUGGUUCGUCAAGUCUAUUACAGCUAUGGCAGCUUUCUUCAUCGACAUACCUACUCAGAAGCUCCAUAUUCCCCAAAAGUCAGUUUACAGUGAUUGGGAGGGUCAUGCAACCUAUGGCAUGCUUGUGCAAGCAAGUGCAAACCAGUGCUUAUGGAAUCGUGAAUGGAAGCUACAUUCCUACUCAAGAAUCCAAACAGGAUAACAAAGUGAAAUCAACACCAGCGGUAGAAAACACAGGUGCCUUUAAAAAGUUACCCAUGGUAAUGCCAUCGGUGGAUAUAUUAUAUUCAGCACUGAGGAAAGCAAAGAGGGUUUCGCCUACAAAGGGCAUUGCUAAUAUUGCAAAGCGAGAGAGGAAUCGAGGUGCAAAACAACUUGAUGCAUUACUGAAGGAGCUAGCUCUUCCAUUGAGGACAUAUAAGGAGACGUUCCCAGUAAAACAACAUUUGCAUCCUUAUGAAAGAUCUUUGGUCGAGUUGACACUUGGAGAUGGAAACUAUGAAGCGGCUUUGGAAAGGAUUGACUCAUUGAGGAAGAAAGUUGUGUCAGUUGGAAAAGAACAUGCCUCUCUCUGUGCCAAGUCACUGACAAAGCGUGAAGCAGAGGAGCGGCUGAGUGAGGGAAUGAGAACCCUUGAAGAAAUUUUUCAUAGCGAAGGAAAAGCUGUUGAUGAACUGAUGGACAUUGCCAAGACUUUGAGAGCAAUGCCGGUUAUUGAUUUGGAAACUCCAACUCUUUGUCUUGUUGGGGCUCCUAAUGUUGGAAAAUCAUCUUUGGUUCGUGUACUUUCUACGGGGAAACCUGAGAUUUGCAAUUAUCCAUUUACAACCCGGGGAAUUUUAAUGGGGCACAUUUCUUUGAGCUACCAAAAUUUUCAGGUUACCGAUACUCCUGGUAUCUUGAGGAGGCAUGAUGAGGACAGGAACAAUUUGGAGAAGUUGACGCUGGCUGUUCUGAGUCACUUACCGACAGCAGUCCUCUAUGUCCACGAUUUAUCUGGGGAGUGUGGGACAUCACCUUCUGAUCAGUUUGCCAUUUACAAGGAAAUGAGAGGAAGGUUUAGUGAUCAUAUAUGGCUUGACGUUGUCUCCAAAUGUGACUUGCUCCAUCAAUCCCCUCUUCUCUUUGUAACAGAAGAUGCCAAAACUGAUCAUCCCGAGCUCGUAAAGUACAGAAAAAUGGGACCCGAUGGGGCGUUACACGUCUCAGUGAAGAGCGAAACUGGCCUUGAUGAUUUGAAGAGCAGAGUUCACCAGCUACUUGCAUCUCAAUCAGAAAGGAUUGACAACCAAAAAAGCAAACAAGAAAACCUUGAAGCUCCUCUCCUCUAUAGUGCUCCCUGACAAGAAACUUAUUAAAAGAGGCCACUCCCAAUGAAGAAGAAGAUCCGAAGUCAUAUACUCCGUAUUUCUCUUUUGCUUGCCGUUCAGCGAAUUAGGCCACACAAGGCAUAGCUCAAGCGGUCUGUUUGUAUCAUACUCCACGAAUGAAUGAUAAUGAAUGAUAUUGAUCACUAUCUUUUCUUUCAUAAAAAAAAAAGUUAACCAACACGUUUAGUAAAUUAAUAGAUUUUGA
This is a messenger RNA of Cuscuta campestris, 1795 nucleotides long. Lineage: Eukaryota; Viridiplantae; Streptophyta; Magnoliopsida; Solanales; Convolvulaceae. The record is from the annotation of a GenBank genome assembly.